This is a messenger RNA of Polypterus senegalus (gray bichir), 5249 nucleotides long. RefSeq names its product kinase suppressor of ras 2 (gene ksr2). The transcript has 19 exons. The coding region runs from base 500 to 3334 and encodes 944 amino acids. Gene Ontology annotation, molecular function: protein kinase activity; ATP binding. Gene Ontology annotation, biological process: protein phosphorylation. The record is from RefSeq and is a predicted model, not a curated record. Lineage: Eukaryota; Metazoa; Chordata; Cladistia; Polypteriformes; Polypteridae.
UACUGCUACUGCUGCUGCUGCUGGAGGUUUGAUUGACAGGCAACAUGUCGGUGCGGCGAGAGCGAGCCGGGAUGCAGCUGCUGGCUGAGGAGACGGUGAGCACCUGCUCCCAAUGCCUCCAGCAGCUUUAAGGACAGACACUCCGGCGCACCCCGGACCGAUGUCUCCUGCCGAGCUCGGCGUCUGCGGUAUUCCUCUCGGCGCAUGGAGGUAACCGAGGGAAGCGCUUGCCACUGAUUCUUCUUCUUUUUUUCUCCUGGCGAAUUUCUUCAUUUCUCGUGUCUGACUGAAACCCCCGGCAUCAGCAUCACACUACCUGAGCAGCUGAUCUCUGGCAGGAGACCGUAUGGGAUCGCUGGAAUGGAGUCGCCUUCUAAAUAAUUCGCGUGGGGAAUAAUCUUCACCCCCACCCCUUUGAUUUUUUUUUGUGUGUUUUUUUUAUUACUAAAAGUGUUUGUGUAUUUUUAGACACAAAUAUAAAAAACACCCCACGCAAACUAUGGAUGAGGAAAAUAUGACGAAAAGCGAGGAGCAGCAUUUGAGUUUGCAGAAAGCCUUGCAGCAGUGCGAACUGGUCCAGAACAUGAUCGACAUUAGCAUCUCUAGUCUGGAGGGGCUCAGGACCAAGUGUGCCACAUCCAACGACUUGACACAGAAGGAGAUAAGGACUCUGGAGGGUAAACUGGUGAAGUACUUCAGCCGGCAGCUCUCCUGCAAGCGAAAGGUGGCUCUUCAGGAGCGUAACGCAGAGCUUGAAGGAUUUCCACACCUAAUGCACUGGUUUCGCAUUGUGAAUAUGCGCAAGGAAGUCACAGAGCAGAUCGCCCCAGGCCAGCUGACCUUGGAAGCCUUGCUGGAGAUGACAGAUGAACAGGUGUGUGAGACGAUCAAGAAAUAUGGAGCCAAUGGAGAAGAGUGUGCACGCCUGAAUGCCUCCCUGUCCUGUUUAAGGAAUGUCCACAAAUCAGGUAACAGCCAUUCCAAGCAGGAUUGGACCAUCCAGUGGCCGACAUCAGAAACUGGCAAGGAGAACAAUCCAGUUAGUCAACCUGAGCCAAGCCAGUGGAUCCGAUUCCACUUGUCCCAGAGCCCCAAGGUCCAGUCCAAGUACAACCAGCAUUACUGCCACAGCCCCCAGACACUGGCACCCAACUACACACAUGUGGACAGAUUAACAGUGGAAGGGCAUUCAGGACUCUGCCCCCCUGUAGAAAGUGGGCCCCGCUCCUUGCCUCCUUCACCACGGCAAAGACACUACGCACAUACGCCUCCGAGAACGCCACCAGUUGUGACAACCAUGACUCCACCAGGCACUCCGCCAAUAAGGAGAAGGAAUAAGAUGAAGGCUCCAGGGACUCCCCCACCUGCAUCACGGAAGCUGAUCCAUCUCUUACCAGGCUUUACUGCACUACACCGGAGCAAAUCUCAUGAGUUCCAACUGGGAAAUCGAGUUGAUGAAGUACAUACUCCAAAGGCAAAGAAAAAGAACAAACCCCUGAACCUCAAGAUCCACAACAGUGUGGGAAGCUGCGAGAACAUCCCUUCCCAACGCUCUCCUCUCCUCUCCGAGCGCUCUCUGCGUUCUUUCUUUGUGGGAUAUCCAUCUUUCCUCCCUUCUACUCCUCCUGUUCACACAGAAGCCAAUUUCUCUGCAAAUACACUGUCAGUGCCUCGAUGGUCCCCACAGAUUCCCCGCAGAGAUCUGGGAAAUUCAAUAAAACACAGAUUUUCUACAAAGUACUGGAUGUCCCAGACAUGCACUGUAUGUGGGAAAGGAAUGCUGUUUGGAUUGAAAUGUAAAAACUGCAAGUUGAAGUGCCACAACAAAUGCACCAAAGAAGCUCCACCUUGUCAUUUACUUAUUAUUCAUCGUGGAGCACGUCUUGUUCGAACUGAAUCUGUGCCAUGUGAUAUAAAUAACCCCCUCAGGAGACCGCCCAGGUAUUCGGACUUGCACGUCAGCCAAACUCUCCCCAAAACCAACAAAAUUAACAAGGAUCACAUCCCUGUACCAUAUCAGCCAGAUUCCAGCAGCAAUCCCUCAUCUACAACCUCUUCAACGCCAUCUUCACCAGCACCUCCACUGCCUCCCAGUGCCACACCACCCUCUCCACUUCACCCUUCUCCACAGUGCAACCGACAGCAAAAGCAGUUCAACCUAACAGCUUCACAUUACUUCAAGUACAAACAACAGUUUAUCUUUCCAGAUGUCACACCAGAGGCACCCAGCCGAGCACCACAAGUGAUUCUUCAUCCAGUCAACUCUGACUCCACAAAUAAUGGGAAUCCUCUGCUUCAAAUUGAAGUUGAACCCACGUCAGAGAAUGAAGAUGGUAAUGACGAGGCAGAGGACUCAGAAGAUGAAUUUGAGGAAAUGAAUCUUUCCCUCCUCUCAGCCCGCAAUUUUCCCCGAAAAGCCAGCCAGACCAGCAUCUUUUUACAAGAAUGGGACAUCCCUUUUGAACAGCUGGAGAUCGGAGAGCUGAUCGGGAAAGGACGUUUUGGACAGGUUUUUCAUGGCCGCUGGCAUGGGGAAGUAGCCAUCCGGCUAAUUGAUAUUGAACGGGACAAUGAGGACCAGCUUAAAGCCUUUAAAAGAGAAGUCAUGGCUUAUCGCAACACUAGACAUGAGAAUGUUGUGCUCUUCAUGGGGGCCUGCAUGAGCCCACCACAUUUAGCUAUUAUUACAAGCUUGUGCAAAGGGAGGACUUUAUACUCUGUAGUGAGAGAUGCCAAAAUCGUCCUGGACGUCAAUAAGACAAGGCAGAUUGCUCAGGAGCUGGUGAAGGGAAUGGGCUACCUCCAUGCUAAAGGAAUUCUUCAUAAAGAUAUGAAGUCAAAAAAUGUAUUCUACGAUAACGGGAAAGUCGUCAUUACAGAUUUUGGACUUUUUUCUAUAUCAGGAGUUCUGCAGGCUGGCAGCAGGAGGGAAGACAAAUUAAGGAUCCCCAAUGGCUGGCUGUGUCAUCUGGCUCCAGAGAUCAUCCGUCAGCUUUCGCCAGACACAGAAGAAGACAAACUCCCCUUCUCCAAGCACUCUGAUGUGUUUGCAUUUGGGACAAUAUGGUAUGAGUUACAUGCACGAGAGUGGCCUUUCAAAAGUCAGCCUGCUGAAGCAAUCAUAUGGCAAGUUGGAAAUGGAAUGAAACCAAACCUCAGUCAGAUUGGCAUGGGGAAGGAAAUUUCUGACAUCUUGCUUUUCUGCUGGGCGUUUGAACAGGAAGAGAGACCGACCUUCUCCAAGCUGAUGGAAAUGCUUGAAAAAUUGCCAAAACGGAACCGGCGGCUUUCCCAUCCAGGACACUUCUGGAAGUCAGCUGAGUAUGUCAAAUGAGUUAGGAUCCCUCCCGCAGAUAUUAACAGGGUGGCCUCCCUGAGUAGAUGGUGGUCAGUGUAACUGAAGACAUUUUGAUCUGCUGCCAGACACUCACAUUGAACUUUUAUAGUCUAUCUCUGACCAACCACUCGAUGAAUGUGUACACUUUGGUUUUCUCACAUACCAUUCUACUAUCAAAGACAGCAUUUUUUGUGAUAACUAUGUAUUUGUCUCUAUUUAUUUGAUUGUUAAUUUAUUGGGAAUAUUGCAUAUUGCUGUAGGUGUACUUUCUCCAGCGCUUUUGUUCUCUGAUUUUUUCCUAAAAGAUUGAAUGGCUUAAUGCAGUCUGGUCAUGUUGUGGACCAAAGGUCCCUAUGAGCAGCAAUACAAAUUUCAGUAAAUAUCUCCUUUAAACACAGCAUGAAGAAACCAAUAUUUCCAGAUUCUUAGUGCACGUCUACAUGCUCGGUGAAUUAAAUGGAAAUUGUGAGUAUUGUAGUGUUCAUAAGUCAGCACAAAUGUCUGUAAAUAACACAUAGCUGUAGCCUCAAUGUUUUUGUUUCACAGAAGCGUAACUCUUGAAAGACAAAAUUCCUUCCUUUGCAUUCAUUGUUCAAUGCACAAAAUUAAUCAUCUUAGUUGAAAGUUUGAGAAGAAAGCCUGAAUAGGACUGAACAGGUAAAGAUGGGCAGUGACAAAAUCUGUUCUUGUUUCAUUUCACUUGCCAUAAUGCCUUAAUCAUUAACUAUUUUACUUUGUUUUGAAUGGUUUUCCUCCCACAGAAACUUGGCAUCAUAUCCAAGGUUAGUUCCUGCUUUACAACUGGGUGCCAUUAGAAUAGGCUCCUGCUUCCUGUGACCUUUAGCUCUAGAAUGUUAAAUUAUAUAAGUGUUUAUUUCAAACAGUUUACUUUUAAUAUGACUGUUGGACUGUAGCAAUGGCUGUAUUAAAGGUAAGAACAAUUUCCAGUCUUAUUGAAAACACAUAUCAACCAAAAUAAUGAGCACGUUAAUGCUGAUUUCUUUUAUUGAAUUAAUGCAUGGAUAUAUCUUUUAUAGGACACUCCAAAGACCUUACUAAAGUACAAUAGCUCAAUCCACAGUAAUUUCCAGAGAUGGCUGUUAAAGUUCAUUUGGGUGUAUGCAGGGUCACCCUAUGAAUAAGCCCUACCUGGAGUUAGAAUGCUAUUGCAACCUUGGAUCUCUUUAUUGUUAUUGCAAAAUUCGAUCAUUAUAACAAUCUAUGAAAUUGUGUGUAUCAGCCCAUAUCUGGUAAUUAACCAAAGAAGGAAAUAAAAGUUUAAACACACAAACAGACAUAACAAACAAAAUGGGGCUGGUUGAUCCCCUCAUACCCAAGCAGUUUGGCCCAGCACUUUCUGCCUUACAGUUGAAUUAAUGAUGCUUAAUUGUACAUUAAGAUGCCUGGUCUCAUUUUGGAAAUUGAAUUUAGUUUUAGGGUCCAUAAAAAUGUGAAAGAUAAAUGCUUCUGAGAAUUAUUUGUUAAUUUAUCUCAUAAUGACUUAAUGGUCACAUGAGGUUCUUCACAUAGGGUUGCAUACUGCUUAUACAGUCUGGUUUUUGCCUGUUGUUUACUUCACAGCCAAGCGUUUUCCUCCAGACCUUUCCUGGACGAUACACAUCAUUGUAACUGCCAACUGACACUGCAUACUUAAGCAGAAACACAUCACAUUUUUUAUUUACUUUUAUUUGUUUAUUUUAUAAUUUGAUUUGAUGUAAGAAGUUCUUGUGAUUCUUACAAAUGUUUUAAUUUCCUUUGACUUUUUUUAUACUUUGUUGGUUCAAUCAUAUUUUACAAUAAUAUAUUUGCCUUUUUUCUUUAUUUUUCAUGUUCUUUGUUUUCUAAAUUUGUCAUUUUGCCACCUGCUGUUUGGAACAGAAGAGCCUGGCCGUAAAUGAAAGCUGGCAUGGAA